This is a messenger RNA of Aspergillus sclerotioniger CBS 115572, 1146 nucleotides long. Its product is annotated as branched-chain-amino-acid aminotransferase. Bases 1 to 1146 code for a protein of 381 amino acids. The transcript has 5 exons. Gene Ontology annotation, biological process: branched-chain amino acid metabolic process. Gene Ontology annotation, molecular function: branched-chain-amino-acid:2-oxoglutarate transaminase activity. The record is from RefSeq and is a predicted model, not a curated record. NCBI's taxonomy places the organism in Eukaryota, Fungi, Ascomycota, Eurotiomycetes, Eurotiales, Aspergillaceae.
AUGACUUUUGCACCUCCAGCUGCUGACCUUGACUGGUCCAAACUCGGCCUCGCCGUGACCGACAUCGUAAACGGCCACGUCGAAUGCCACUAUGACCCUACCACCCAAACCUGGGGAGCGCCUACAUUCGUGAAAGACCCCUACCUACGCGUUCACGGUCUCUCCACCGGCCUAAACUACGGCCAACAAAUUUACGAAGGCCUCAAAGCCACCCGCUCCCCCACCAACGAGAUCCUCCUCUUCCGGGCCCCCAAACACGCCUCUCGAAUGGCCCACUCCGCCUCCACCGUCUCCAUCCCCCCCAUCCCAGAACCCCUCUUCCUCGACGCCGUCCGCCUCGCCGUCUCCUCCAACGCCGCCUUCGUCCCCCCCUACUCCAGCAACGCCGCGCUCUACAUCCGACCCCUCGCCUUCGGCACAGGCGGGCACUUCGCCCUCACCCCACCCUCCAACUACCUCUUUGCCGUGUAUGUCCAACCCUUUGGAACCUACCACGGGACUCACGCGGCCGACGCCCUCGUCAUCGAGGAAUUCGAUCGCGCGGCGCCCCGCGGAACAGGGAACGCAAAGGUAGGUGGGAAUUAUGCGCCGGUGAUACGGUAUACGGAGAAGGCGAGGGGGGAGGGGUUUCCGCUCACGUUGCAUUUGGAUAGUGCGUUGCAGAGGGAUGUGGAUGAGUUUUCGACGAGUGGGUUUUUGGGCAUCGUCAAGGAGGUUGUUGAAGGUGGGGGGGAGAAAGUGACGAUCGUGGUGCCGGAUAGUGGGAGUGUGAUUGAGAGUGUUACUAGUGAUUCGGUGUUGGGGAUUGCGAGGGUGCUUGGGUGGGGGUUGAGAGGAGGAGGGUAUAUUCCCUGGGAUACAGUGGGCCAGUUCACCGAGGUGAUGGCUGCGGGUACUGCAGCGGCGGUGGUCCCGAUUCGGUCGAUUACGAGAAAGUCGACCGGGGAGAAAUUGGAGUUUGAGAGUGGGCCGUUGUGUUUGGAGUUGUUGACGAGGUUGAGGGAGAUUCAGAGGGGGGAGGGCGGGGUGGAGUUUGAGGAUUGGGUGGAGGUUGUGAAGGCGCCGGAGACGGUGUAUGAGAAGUAUGCUGUUGGGAAGAAGGGUUUGAAUGGGGUUGCUAAUGGGGUGUUGAAUGGGGUUCAUUGA